AGUCGCCGCGCGGGGCGGCCUGGGAAAGUCACCAGUCAGCAGCGCAGUGGCGGGAACCGCAGCCCGGCGGCCCUGGAACCUCCCAGGUCUCACUGAUCACCCAGACCUGCUCACCUGUGCUGCAGAACAAAGUGACCUGGAAGGAGAGAGGAGGCAGUAAGGAUCCAGGGCAGCAAGCCAUCUGUUCAUUGUUCCUGAAAGAGAAACUCUAAGAAGUGGAAGAAAAAGAAAUGGCUCAUUUCUCCAGUAAACAUGCCCCAGGGAACUACUGCAAAUGUGAUCCUGACCAUCAACAUGUGAAGACUGGAAAGGAGCCUUGUCAGUGUAAUGAGCUUGGCAAAGUGCUUCAUGACCCCUCGACAUGUGCACUUCAUAGAACAAGUGAAACUGCAGAAGCCUUUAAUAACUACAGUUACAAUAAUCACCCAGAUGCCUCUGUUGACUCUUUAAACCCACAUAGACACGAAAGCAUGCACACUGCAGAAGAACCUUGCAAAUCUGAAAUCUGUGAGAAAUCUUUAAAUUUGUUUUCCAACAUUACCCAAGAUCAGAGACUCUACUCUGCAAAGAAAGAGCACAGUCAGGGAGAAUAUGAUGACUGUUUUAGCUCUGCAUAUAGUUUUAUGCAGCAAAUAAUCUAUAUUAGAGAGAAACCAUUCCAAUGUGAGGAAUGUGGGAAAUGCUUCAGUACUGCCUCAAACCUCAGGGUACAUCAGAGAGUGCAUACUGGAAAAAGACCCUACAAGUGCAACAUUUGUGACAAAUCCUUUACCUGGUGCUCAAAUCUUAAAAGACAUCAAAGACUUCACACUGGAGAGAAACCUUACAAGUGCAAAGAAUAUGGAAAGCCCUCUAUCGGAAAGUCAAGUCUCAAAGGGUAUUACAGAAUCCAUACUGGAGAGAAGCCUUACAAAUGUGAGGUCUCACUGAUCACCCAGACCUGCUCACCUGUGCAGCAAAACAAAGAGGCCUGGAAGAUGGAGAGAGAGGAGACAGGAGCUAAGGAUCCAGGGCAGCAAGCCAUCUAUUCAGCAAGCCACCUAUUGUUCCUGAAAGAGAAACUCAAAGAACAGAAACAACAAGAAAUGGCUGAUUUUCCAGGAUAUACGUCCCAGGGUCUGUUGACAUUCUGGGAUGUGACUGUGGACUUCUCCCAGGAGGAGUGGGAAUGCCUGGACUCUGCUCAGAGGGCUUUGUACAUUGAUGUGAUGUUGGAGAAUUACAACAACCUGGUCUCUGUGGAGAACUAUUGGAUGUGUGAUUCUGUCCAGGAACAUGUGAAAACUGAAAAGGAGUCUUGUCAGUAUACUGAGUUUGGCAAAGUGCUUCAUGACCUUUCCACGUGUGCACUUUAUGGAACAAGUGAAACUACAGAAAACUCUAAUAACUACAGUUGCAAUAAUCACAGAGAUGCCUCUAUUGACUCAUCAAAUCCAGAUAGACAUGAAAGCAUGCACACUGCAGAAGAACCUUGCAAAUCUAAAGACUGUGAGAAAUCUUUACAUUUGUGUUCCAACAUGACUCAAGAUCAGAGACUCUACUCUGCAAAGAAAGAGCACAGGCAGGGAGAAUAUGAUGACUAUUUCAGCUCUGCACACAGUCUUAUGCAACAAACAAUCUAUGUAGGAAAAAAACUGCACCAGUGUGAGGAAUGUGGUAAAUUCUUCAGCUCCCCCUCAAACCUCGCUAUACAUCAGAGAAUUCAUACUGGAGAGAAACCCUUCAAGUGCAAUGUUUGUGACAAAUCCUUUAACUGUUUCUCAAGUCUUGAAAGACACCAGAGAGUUCAUACUGGAGAAAAGCCUUACAAAUGUGAAGUAUGUGACAAAUCCUUUAACGUGAUCUCAAAUCUUAGAAUACAUCAGAAAACUCAUACUGGGGAGAAACCACACAAAUGUAGGGAAUGUGACAAAUCCUUUACCCAGAGCUCACAUCUUAAAAGACAUCAGAGAGUUCAUACUGGAGAGAAACCUUACAGAUGUAAAGAAUGUAACAAAUCUUUCUCUAAGUGCUCAACUCUUCAAGCACAUCAGAAAAUUCAUACUAGAGAGAAAACUUACAGAUGCAAAACCUGUGACAUAUCCUUUACCCAUUAUUCAAAUCUGAAAAUACAUCAAAGAAUUCAUCCUAAAGAGAGACCUUACUUCUGUAAGGAAUGUGGCAAAUUUUUUACUAGCAACUCAUAUCUUAAAGUACAUCAGAAAAUUCAUACUGGAGAGAAACCUUACAAAUGCAAAGACUGUGGCAGAUCCUUCACCCAGUGUUCAACUCUUAGAACACAUUACAAAGUUCAUAGUCGAGAGAGACUGCAUAUGUAAGGAAUGUGGUGAAUCUUUUACUACGUGCUCAACUCUUGGAGCACAUCAGAAAAUUCAUACUGAAGAGAAAAAUGCUGUUGUAUAUAAAAUGACAUCACAUUUAUCUGGUGUUCUAUGCUUAUAAACCACAACAGUAUACAUAAUAGAAACAAAGAUAAGAAACUUGUAAAAGCCUUUAAAGGUUUAAAUCUUAGGAAAGUAUCACAGAGUUUAUAUUAAAUUAAAAUUCUGCAAAUCUG
Molecule: messenger RNA, 2557 nt
Organism: Peromyscus leucopus (white-footed mouse)
Lineage: Eukaryota; Metazoa; Chordata; Mammalia; Rodentia; Cricetidae
Product: zinc finger protein 54-like
Exons: 8
Coding region: 231-2318 (695 amino acids)
Biological process (GO): negative regulation of transcription by RNA polymerase II
Molecular function (GO): DNA-binding transcription repressor activity, RNA polymerase II-specific
Source: RefSeq, a predicted model, not a curated record